CACCAACAUUAUUUCCUCCCCCACACAAACCACUUCCUACUCCUCUUCUAUCCUCUGUAAUAAGGAGAAGAAAGAGAGAAGGGCAGGGCAUUUAGUAAUCAAGAACCACCAAAAACAAAAAAAAUGGCAACCUCACUGCAGGCAGCUGCCACCCUCAUGCAGCCAACCAAGGUUGGUGUCUCAGCCAGGAGCAGCCUGCAGCUCAGAUCAGUUCAAAGCGUUGGCAAGUCCUUCGGCGUUGAGCCCGCCAGUGCGAGGCUGUCAUGCUCUCUUCAGGCUGAUCUCAAGGACUUGGCCCAGAAAUGCACUGAUGCUGCCAAGAUUGCUGGCUUUGCUCUUGCCACCUCUGCACUAGUCGUCUCGGGAGCCAAUGCUGAAGGAGUUCCAAAACGGCUAACCUACGAUGAAAUUCAGAGCAAGACCUACUUAGAAGUGAAAGGAACUGGAACAGCAAACCAGUGCCCAACCAUUGAGGGUGGUGUUGACAGCUUUGCUUUCAAGCCAGGCAAAUACAAUGCCAAGAAGUUCUGCCUGGAGCCCACAUCAUUCACUGUCAAAGCAGAGGGAGUAAACAAGAAUGCACCACCUGAGUUCCAAAAGACUAAGCUCAUGACCCGUUUAACCUACACACUUGAUGAGAUUGAGGGGCCGUUUGAGGUAUCUCAGGAUGGCACAGUAAAGUUCGAGGAGAAGGAUGGUAUUGACUAUGCUGCUGUUACAGUACAGCUUCCUGGUGGUGAGCGAGUGCCGUUCCUCUUUACCAUCAAGCAGCUUGUCGCUUCUGGCAAACCCGAUAACUUUGGAGGAGAAUUCCUCGUGCCAUCAUACAGAGGAUCAUCCUUCCUUGACCCAAAGGGAAGGGGUGGAUCAACUGGUUAUGACAAUGCAGUUGCCUUGCCUGCUGGAGGAAGAGGAGACGAGGAGGAGCUUGAGAAGGAGAACAACAAAAAUGUUGCAUCUUCAACAGGAAAGAUCACACUGAGUGUUACUCAGAGCAAGCCUGAGACUGGUGAGGUGAUUGGAGUGUUUGAGAGCAUUCAGCCAUCUGAUACUGAUUUGGGAUCAAAGGCUCCCAAAGAUGUGAAAAUCCAAGGCGUUUGGUAUGCCCAGCUUGACUGAUAGAGUGUAUUUAGCAUCACUGUACUGAUUCUUGAGUUUUGCUGUAAUUGAAAGGGUUCAUCAAACUCCAAAGUUACCUUGUUGGAGAAGCACCGGGAUCAGUUUCAUGCUUGUAUAUUACUGUGGUUGUUUAAUA
This is a messenger RNA of Sesamum indicum (sesame), 1255 nucleotides long. Its product is annotated as oxygen-evolving enhancer protein 1, chloroplastic. Gene Ontology annotation, cellular component: photosystem II oxygen evolving complex. Gene Ontology annotation, molecular function: oxygen evolving activity. Gene Ontology annotation, biological process: photosystem II stabilization; photosystem II assembly. The record is from RefSeq and is a predicted model, not a curated record. NCBI's taxonomy places the organism in Eukaryota, Viridiplantae, Streptophyta, Magnoliopsida, Lamiales, Pedaliaceae.